This is a messenger RNA of Periconia digitata, 706 nucleotides long. The record is from the annotation of a GenBank genome assembly. NCBI's taxonomy places the organism in Eukaryota, Fungi, Ascomycota, Dothideomycetes, Pleosporales, Periconiaceae.
UAAUAUCUAUCAAAAUAUCACUCAAAAAGACCUUCAUAGUUCAUCGCAUACUCGACUAGUUUACGAAAUGCCUCACGAACGCUGCUCACCAAGUUUGACAACCCUCAUAUAUGGCACUAUAGGAGCAUUGUUCUUCUUCUGGGUAGGAAGGAUCUCCAUGCCACUGCCAACUGGCACCCAAGAGCCACACCUUUCACCCAUAGUUCGGCUCAUACCUCGAAAGUUCACAUAUGAACGUCUGUUUGGCUCGCCUUCGUCCCCUCAAGUCGACUACACCUGGCUACACUUGUUCCCCUCAUACGGCGGCUUCUUCGCGCACCCGCACAUCGCCCCCAAGAGGUCCACUUUCUCAGUCUUCCAUCAGCUGCACUGUGUGAAUAGCAUCCGGAGAGGAUACUGGAUUAUGCAUGAUGCGGCGCGCUCGGGAGAGGUGUUCAACGAGACGGGCUUGGAGAUGGAUGCUAGCCCAGCUCAUAUCAGGCAUUGCAUUGACUUGCUAAGGCAGGCUAUCAUGUGUAAUCCUGACUUGACGAUUGAAGAGAAGAAUCUCGAGACGGGCGGAGUGAGCGGAUUUGGCGUCGUACAUCAGUGUUAUGAUUGGGAUCAGCUUGUUCAUUGGGUUAAGAAUUUCGAGCUUGACGGUCUUAGUGAUUCUUCUGCAGGCCCUGUUCAUGUUAAUGGGCAUAUGCAUGGGUCUGAUGGAUGA